AUGAAUGUAAACACAGAAAGAGAAGUCAUUGCCAAAGCCGUACUCAGAAGCGAAUGUGAUAAUUAUUUUUACGAGUACCUGAUACGGAGAAGGGAACAAGCAUCUUUCGUGAAAGAAAUUCAAAUAGAAAAUAGCUGUUAUUGUACUACACUACUUAACCUUAAGAAUGAUCAUGAACUCGGAGUCAACGCAAAAAGUGCUUUGGACGCGUUUGAAGUAAAGUACUUGUUUUUCUUGGUCAUUCAUCCUAUCAUUCUUGUAUUACUCAAGCAAGAACAUCUUCGAGCAUCUUCGGUUUGCUCUUAUGAUAAACUGCGGUUUGGGCUUCACCUAGCAAAAGCAUCUUCGGUGGAAAAAAAAUCUUCAAUAGUGACCAAUCUUUGGACGGAAAUCCAAAACUUAGAAGAGGAAAAAAAUGCUAUUCGAACCGCCUCGUUGGGGCACCUCAACAUAUUCGGGAAAACGCUUACACAAUAUGCAAAUGGAAUUGAAAGUACAAAUUUACCAACUAAUUUUCAUCAUCAACCAGAAGUGCAACAAGAAUUACGAGAAUCUAAUACAAUGCGAAAUG
Funneliformis mosseae is the source of this 571-nucleotide messenger RNA. The record is from the annotation of a GenBank genome assembly. NCBI's taxonomy places the organism in Eukaryota, Fungi, Glomeromycota, Glomeromycetes, Glomerales, Glomeraceae.